Molecule: messenger RNA, 6171 nt
Organism: Syngnathoides biaculeatus (alligator pipefish)
Lineage: Eukaryota; Metazoa; Chordata; Actinopteri; Syngnathiformes; Syngnathidae
Gene: edc4
Product: enhancer of mRNA decapping 4
Exons: 30
Coding region: 424-4578 (1384 amino acids)
Biological process (GO): deadenylation-independent decapping of nuclear-transcribed mRNA
Cellular component (GO): P-body
Molecular function (GO): protein binding
Source: RefSeq, a predicted model, not a curated record
UAUGUAUGUUCAUUUAUUACCAUUAGUUAGUUUAGCAUUAUUUGUUUUUUUUUAAUGUUUUCUAAGUAUGUGCCCAAUAUAGAGUAAAAAAUCUGACGAGACUGAAGUGUUUCUACCUAGGAAGACGGUGAGAGUACUUGUACAACCUCUAAUUUAUACACAAUUGGUAGCAGCAGAAUCACGAUGUGCAAAGAUUACAGUACAGUAUUUAGAAUAGAGACAGAAUUUUUGCUUGAUAAUAGUUGAGUCGUACAAUGAGGUAGGAAUGAAUUAGCAUUUGCAGAUAGCAGUCGGAGUGUAUAUCGGGCACACCGGAAGUUUAGAUGGUUGCUCUGGGUGAACGAAGUAUAUCCUGACAGCGUCACUAUAAACCAAAAAUAUUAUUGCUGCCCUUCUUAUACCCAAUAUCCAUUUCCCUCAUCUAUGGCGUUCAACGCGAGUAUUGAUGUUGAGGGGGCGACACAGCAUCUCCGGGAUAUUCUAAAACUCGAUCGUCCUGGAAACAACACUGGUGCAGAAUCGGGUGAUGGUCAAAGACGGUUGUCUUUUAAUGGUGAGCUGAAUGGGCUGUUGGGUCCUGCAGGGCUUCUUGGAGCUGGGGAUUUGACAGCCAUGUCAGACUUGACCAGACCAAUCUCCGAAGUUAACAGCAUUCCUCAGGAUAUCCAGAUAAUCCGCCUUUCUGGUGAUGAUCAGUCUACCUGUAUCCCCAUCACCUCAGAUAAUGUGGAGAUUGUUGCCAGUCAGGACUCAAGCAUCAAUAGCAAAGCUCGAGGUAGCAACAUGGUGAAGAUUCAGCCUGUUGCCAAAUAUGACUGGGAGCACAAGUAUCAUUAUGGCAGACUUAUUGCUGUGUCAAAUUCUUUCACAGCAUAUGCAAUUAGAGGAGCCAACAACCAGGCUAUGAUACGUGUCCUGAGUGUGGACACAGCAGAACGUUCCCUGCUGAAAGGCUUCACUGGUGCGGUCACUGAUCUGGCUUUUGCCCACCUUGACUCGCCUCUAUUGGGUUGUGUAGAUGAAGCUGGCAACCUUAUGGUUUGGGAGCUCACAUGCACCAGUAGUACAAUAUUAGAUCAGAUAGUUGUUCAUAUCCGAAGGCCACCUGACACUCCACUGAACUUGCAUCGGCGUCUCAUCUGGUGCCCUUUCAUUCCGGAUGAUAACGAGGACAACCCAGAUGACGCCAGUCAGACCUUGGCCCUUCUGCAUGAAGACAGGGCUGAAGUGUGGGACCUUGAAGUCUUAAGGGCCAACAAUGCUAGUUGGCCUGUUGAUGCCACAGAUUUGAACGAAGGCCUCAUCACAGUGAAGGGAUAUACCCAGCGUGUCAGUGAAGGUGCCCUGUCUCCAGAUGGAACAGUGUUAGCCACAGCCAGUCAUGAUGGCUACAUCAAGUUCUGGCAGAUAUAUAUUGAAGGGGGGCAGGACAAGCCAAGAUGUCUUCAUGAAUUGCGUCCUCAUGGUGGACGUCCCCUUUCCUGCCUUCUUUUCUGUGACAACCAUAAAAGGCAGGACCCUGAGGUUCCAUUCUGGAGAUUUCUUAUAACUGGAGCAGAUCAGAACCAAGAAUUAAAGAUGUGGUGUACUGUUUCCUGGAGUUGUUUGCAGACCAUCAGAUUCUCUCCAGAUCCAAUGAACUUAACAGUUCUGCCAAGUCUGAAGGCAAGUUUGGACCUUUCCGCUGAGUAUCUCAUCCUUACUGACGUACAGAGGAAGGUUCUUUAUGUGAUGGAGCUGAGCCAAGAUCUGGAAAAAGGGAAAGCAACUUUCACUGCAGUGUCAGAGUUUUUAUUGACCCAUCCUGUGCUGAGCUUUGGCGUUCAAGAUGUUGCCCAAAGCCCUUUACGACAUACUGAAGUUCUUCCUGCAGAGGAGGAGAGUGAGAGCACAACAACAGAGGAAACUCAAGGACCCACAGAGUCAAAAUCUGGCAUCCAGAUUAAACUGUACUGUGUUCACACCAAGAGUCUGCAGGAUGUACAGAUCUGGUUCCAGCCUAAUGCGGGCUCAAACUCCACUAGUGUUCCGCAUUCUGAUCCUUCAGAUAGUUUUGUGUUUUCGGAACAUCUGGCAGACCGGACUCCUGACAAGGACUCAGGAAAUGACCCACAGAUUGACCUGAGAAACAUAUCAUUUCCUGCACCUGCUGACUUCUUGUCAAAUGCAACGAAUGGCAACGGGCGAAUGCCAAACUUGAUGACUCCUGAUGCCUUCAUGACUCCAAGCACUUCGGUUCCUGUAUCUCCUGGCAGCAGUGCCAGUAGUCUGACAAUUGUCACAGCAAUCAGCAGCAACUCAACUGAUUCGACCAAUAGAACUUCUGAUGACAUUAGUCAGAGUCCCAACCGCACAGAUAAUACUUUGUCACUUCCUGCUUCCACAAGCAGUCCCAGAUCUGCUUCCACUGUCGUGCCUGGAUUGGAGACCAUCCAGGCACCGGCAUCCCCCAGCUCUCAAAUUGUGCUUGACAACCCUCAGGUUCAUGGUUCCCCACUCAUGCAACCCCUUACCUCCCCAACUAGGGCUCGCUCCCCUGAUGUUAUCUCUUCAGCUUCCACAGUCAUGUCACAGGAUAUUCCAGAGAUUGCAUCCCAGACACUGCAGCUUCAGCGUGGUCUUGUGUCCACCUUGGACUCCUUAACUCUGUCUGCUUUUCAAACUGAUAGUAUGGCCUCUGCCGCCUCUGCCCUUCACUUGCUCACUUCACCACGUUCAGCCAACAGCAACAGCAGCCUGUUGCCCCCUGAGCUUGGAUGUGUAGAUGGGUCUGCUGGAGGGUCUCUCGAAUUGGAGGCCAGACUUAACCAAACACCAUCGCUCUUGGAGACUGCUUCAUCACAGGAAAACCCUGGGUUAGCAGGAGGGUCUGCAGAGAAGAGCUUGAGCCACACCUCAUGGCCAGCUGCUCCCGACAUCACCAGGGAAACCAGAAAUCGAGACAAUAGUAUUGGUGACUGCUCCAGGGAUGAGUCAAAUGACAGACUCCUGGUUUCACCCUUUGCAUGUCGAACCUAUCACAUUUCACAGAACGACAGUCAGGACCCUGGUGUUGAGCAGAGUGAACCUGAGGAUGAGGAGACUGGUUCAAUAUCAUCUGCAAAUUGUGGGACUCGCCCUUCUCACAGGCUACCAGUUAAAGACUGGAAGACCUCACCCAGAUGCUCACCAAAGCUUAAGAGAGAGACCAAGAAAGAUGAGAGUGAAUCACCGCAGUCGAGACAAUUGGACUCUGGUCAGAUGACUACAGAUCUGCAGCAAGAGUUGUUGAUGUUUCUCAGAGGCCAACAGAGAGAGUUAACUGAGCUACGCGGACAAAUUGAAGCGAUGCAGACCUCCAUAAUGGCCCAAGUAGAGCGUAUGCUGGCCAAUCAUCAGGAGCAAGAACAUUGCAGAUUAGAGGAGUUUCUGACAGAAACUCGGAAUCAGAAGCACCAUCAAGAACAACUCACCCAGCAUCUGAGCCACACACUCUGCAAUUCCCUAACAAGCAGGAUCGACAAACUGAUUCGAGAGGAGAUGAAAAAAACUGUUCCGCCAACAAUUUCUAAGUGUCUGGAGCCAGUGACAUCUCAAUUGAGCAACACCAUUACUUCAAAGAUGACCUCUGUAGAGGUCACCCUAAAGGACAAUGUCGGCAAGGUUGUCAAAUCCAAGAACACAACUGACGCAAUUGGCCGAGCUGCAGCAGAGGCAAUGCAAGGUCCUAUCCAGUCUGCUUAUAAAGAUGCCUUCCAGAGCAUUGUGCUGCCUGUUUUUGAGAGAGGCUGCCAGUCCAUGUUUCAGCAAAUUAAUGACAGUUUCAAGCAAGGAACACAAGAAUACAUACAGCAGCUCGAAGCUCAUGCCAAAAGCAGGAAACAGAGAGAACAGGAAAUGCGAGACCCCAUGAUUGACCAACUGCAACAAAUCAUGGACAGCUUCCAAAACUCCACCGAUCAGCUGGCCAAUAGCAUCACAUCUAACAUCCGGGCUGAGAUCCAACAUCAGAUUCAGAUGAUGGUGGGAAAUUUCCAGGAGUCAAUUCUAAGUCAAGUACAGCGCAUUGUCAAAGGUGAGGUAAGCCUGGCAAUGAAGGAACAGCAGGCAGUGGUUGCCUCAAGCAUUAUGCAGGCAAUGAGAUCUGCUGCAGGUACCCCUGUCCCAACAGCACAUCUAGACUAUCAGACACAGCAAGCAAACAUCCUGCAGCUCCUUCAGCAGGGACAGCUCAACCAAGCUUUCCAGCAGGCUCUCUCAGCAACAGAUCUGAACUUGGUCUUGUAUGUGUGUGAGACCAUUGACUCCCAGCAGGUGUUUGGACAACAACCCUGCCCUCUCAGCCAGCCUGUGCUCCUGUCACUCAUACAACAACUCUCAUCCAACCUCAACACUCGCUCUGAGCUCAAAAUCAGCUACUUGGAGGACGCAUUAAUGAAUCUGGACCACAGUGAUCCUCGAACGAGAGAUCACAUGGCGUCAGUGCUGACCCAAGUUAGACCAAAGCUCUUUGCCUUCAUCCAACAGGACCCCCACAGGCCUCUUACCAAGCGAGCGCGGCGUCUCAUGAUGAUGCUUCAAGGACUCGUCAACCACUAGUUUUUCAAAUCUCAUUCUGAACUAAAGGGUGUUCAUAGAAAUUCAAUGUUGAAUCCAUUUUUGUACAUCUCCAUGACUGUAGAGGAGAAAUCAUCCUUUGUAAUCUUGAAGGACAACUUCAGCCCACCAUCUUUUUAUUUUCUUGGUGAGACGACAGUUGUUACCGCUGCCCCUGGGAAAUGGAUGCUGCAAACCUGGUGUUAGUGGCUGGGGCUCACGUGAAUAAUAAAUGCGCGUUUAGUUGAGGAAGGUUGUUAAUUGCUCUUUUUUUCCUCCUAUCCUUUCUACUCUUUUAAUCCAAGCCAUAUGUACUGGUAAUUCCUAGGAACAUAAUUCUUUCCAUCCAGUGCAGUUCAAUUGGCUCACAUCAAAGAAUGUUGUGAAUAUCCGUGUUCUAAUAAGAUUGAGUUUUCCAAUUGUCAUUGAAGACAGUCGAGAGUUUUGCCACUCCAUCAAGUACCUGUGUGUCAGGAUACUAAUCUCAGUGGCUGGUGACCUCAAACCAUUCAGUUCUUUUCACUUCUGCGUCUUUAGAAAAGUUUGUCAUCCUUUGUAUUUUUUUUUCUUUUUUUAAUGACAAAGUUCAUGUCAAACAAAUAUAUGUAAUAUCCAAAGCCAAAGGAAUUGGGCCUUCUUGGCCUGAACUGGAUUAAUUGAGCCCCUUUGCUUUCUGGAAUAUUCUUCAUUUUCUUUUGGAAGGAAAAAUAAUGAAAAAAACAAAUCUUUAGUACCUGAUCCUAACUGGCCUUUCCCCUCAAACCAUUUCACUUGCAAGAUGCAAACUAAAUAAUUCAAACAUUAACAAAGCCACAGAAUGCUUAAAAAAUGUUGUUUUAUAGUCUGACGUAUAUUUGGCUGCUGCUUGCCGUCCAGAGAAACCAUAGUGCUCUGAUUUUGUUUUCUCACUUGUUUUUCCAUUUUUCAUCUAGACAUUUAGUCUUUGUUCAGCCAUGUUUAAAAUGAUGAAACCAGUGAAAAAAUCUUCCAAAUUGAUUUGACACUUGUUACUGAUUUAAUAUUGUUUUUGAAAACUGGGUGUGCAGUUACUUCUCGUGGGCUUUAGGAGGCAGCACCUGAUUGAAGUGCAUUCCCUAUUGCUCACCAUUGAGUUUGCUUUAGGCCCUCGAAGUUUUGUUUGCACUCGUGCAUCUUAUUUGCAAGUACCGGUUUCCUGGGUCGUCACUGUUUUGCUGACAGUAAAUGUUUUAUUUUGACAUUUUUGUGAAAAAUUUAAGUUGGAUUUGUUUAGCAAGUGCCUUACUGUAUUUUAUCUUGUUUUACAUGGAUGUUUAAUCCUAUUUAGGCCUUUCAAGGAAGUUCUAAUAAUGAAGCAUUACCCCCUGAAGUCUUGUUUGGUCUGACAUUUACAAUCGUCUGUCAUUAACAGGCAGUUUGUGAUUGCAUCUGAGACUAAAGCAGCACAUCAAUGCCAAGCUUUUUUACAAUAAGCUGUUAAAUCUCAGUUGCACAUCUCAAGAGAAUAUAGUUUGACUUCUGCUUCACCGAGUGAGAACAAGCUUGUGUGUUGUACUCUUUCAGUCUUUUACUCUGUAUUCUACUUUAAACAGUUGGCAUAAAAUAAUGUUGAAUUGC